AAGAUUUACUGUGAUUCCUCCUAAAGCCGAACUUUGUAAAGAUAGCUUAUUAAACUCUUAUUCGUUUAGAAUUUUCAGUAUCACUCUAUCUGUGAUUUUACUCAUGAUAAGUAGCAAACCUAUCGGUCUGUAAUUUUACAGCUUUGAUUUCUAUUUUUACUGAGACUAUGACCUUGAAUCAUCUGCUUGAACCUUAGACAAAGAAGUCUUUCCUUGUCUAAGGCUUGAACUGUAUACAAAAGGUGGCUUAAGUAUACAUGUCUAGUAUGUCUAUUCAAAGAAAAAAAGAAGACGUUUUGAGGUUAUAGUUGGGAAUAAACAGCUUUUAAGUAUAUACAAUGAUACAUACAAAUUAAGUUAGAAUCUCAUUCCCAUACAAUUAUUGAAAGGUGGAUUAUCAAAACAUUGUUUAAUACUAUGAAGACCGAAAAUAAUAAUUCAGGAGAUCCUAUCUGGACUCAAAAUGUAGAAUUAUUAACACAAGAAGAAUGUUUACCCGUUAUAGGAAGCUCUCAAGUUUCUUCGAUCCUUCAACAUUUAGAUCCAUCAAUGGUUGAAAAUGGUCCACAAAAUAUGGACUUAAUAAUUCUACCGACGACCGAUUUCAAACUUCCUGUAGUAGAAAAUCCUUUCACUCUAACAAAUAGUUAUAUUGUCCUAAAAGAAAAUGGUGAAACAAAACCAGAUAACUCUAAAAAUACAAAUGAUAAAACAAAUGAUAAUUUGAAGUCAAAGAAAGAUAAUUAUGAAGAUAUGCUAUAUUAUGUUUGUAAUUUAUGUCCAUUUCUGUGUAUAAAAGAUACCAAAAUUAAUGAACAUUUAGAAAAUGCUCACAAAAAUAAAACAGUAGUAAGUUUGCAAGAAUUAAAAUGUCCUGCUUGUAGGAAUAUUUUUUAUCACAGAAUGUCUCUGAGGUCUCACCUUAUACAUGACCAUGGAGUAGGAAACUCAGACAUUUCUUCCAUAAUACAGGCAAUUGUGUAUUAUUCUAAUAAAAAUAAAAAGAAAGAAAAACAAAAAUCACCAAUAAGAAAUACAUCAGAUAAGUUAACUCUAAACAGCAAUGUUGAAGAUAAUCCUCCACCAACAGACGUUUCUAAACAAAACCCACCAAAAACAAUUUUUGACAGCGUUAUAAAGGUUUCUGAAGCUUUCACUACAUCUAGUGUAGAUACAACUAAAAGUACACAAUGUCCUUUUACGACAUGUAAAAUAAUAUUUCCAGAUGCUGAAAAAUUAAAUCACCACAUAUCUUGUCAUGCUGAUACAGGUUUCGCAUGUUUCAACUGUGGUGAAAAAUUUAAUGCUUGGAAACCGCUAACCUCUCAUAUGUGGAGACUCCACAAGAUAGACAUGGGCCUGUAUGCUUGUGAUCAAUGUGAUUACAAAACUUACAGUUUAGCCAAACUCAAUAACAUCCAUAAAUUGAUACAUGGAGACGCUAAAAAUUUCUCUUGUGAUGUCUGCAACAAAGCAUUCAAGAAUAAUAAACAACUGAGGAAUCAUAAAUUGACGCAUAAAGAAAAGUCAUUAAAACUUACCCACAUAUGUGACGAAUGCUCUAAAGGAUUUUCCGAUAGGCGCCAACUUAGGAUACACUUGGAUAUAGUGCAUAAGAAGUUGAAACCAUUUUUGUGUAAUUUUUGUGGUUAUAAAGGUUCAUCAAGAAGUUCCUUAAAAAUGCAUAUCAGACAACAUACAGGUGAAAAGCCAUUUUCUUGUACAGUGUGCUCCUACACCACAUCAGAUCACAAUUCAUUACGCAGACACAAUUUACGACACACGGGCCAAAAGCCUUAUAAAUGCACUUACUGUACAUACGCUUGUAUACAAAGUAGCACAUACAAAACUCACCUGAAAACUAAACAUCCCGGAAUGGAAAAAGAUCUCAUGUUUACUUGCGUAGAAUGUCAAUUCAGGUCUGUCAAUCGAGAUGUCUACAUGUUGCACAUGGUUACAGUUCAUAAUAUUAAACCACAAGCUCCGAGUUAAUAAAGUGAGAAAAAUCUGGUUAGAGAAAUUAGAGACAAGAUUGAUCUUUUUGAUAUUUAAUGGACCUCGUAUACGACUGAAAAAAAUGGGUGUAUGCUUAUACAGAAGUUUAUGUCCAUAAAAAACUUUCCUCAAAAUAAAACACUUAAAUUUUAUAUACCACACUAUGAGGCAUCGUGUUAUUGAAGGAAAUAUAUAUAUUCUGGAUAA
Diorhabda carinulata is the source of this 2202-nucleotide messenger RNA. RefSeq names its product oocyte zinc finger protein XlCOF6-like. The transcript is spliced from 4 exons. Gene Ontology annotation, biological process: regulation of gene expression. The record is from RefSeq and is a predicted model, not a curated record. NCBI's taxonomy places the organism in Eukaryota, Metazoa, Arthropoda, Insecta, Coleoptera, Chrysomelidae. Bases 418 to 1992 code for a protein of 524 amino acids. Gene Ontology annotation, cellular component: nucleus.